AUGACUGCUGCGAUGGAAAGUCAAGAGUUCCUUCUAACAUCGUGUGAAUUCACCACUGAUCCAGAGGAAAAGGGCUUCCUGGAUUUCACUGAACACGGCGAUCUUCUUGACAUCAUUGACUUCGACGAUCUGUUCGGUGUCGCCGGAGAUGUACUUCCUGACUUGGAGAUGGACCCUGAGAUCUUAGCUGGAGAAUUAUCCGAUCACGUGAAUGCUGCGUCGACGAUUACAACGACGUCGUCGUCCGAGAAGACUGAUAGUCAAGGGGAGACUAAUAAAAAGGGUAUUUGGAGAAAAGGUGAAGAAGUCGUCAGCAAAAGAGACCAUAACAAGACUCAUGUGGUGGUUAACUAUGACCGUAAAAGGAAAUACUCAUCAUCUGCUUCUUCCAAGAACAAGGUAAUCAGUAACAACGAAUUAGCGAAGCCAAAGGUGAAGAAGUUUAGAGCACCAGUUGCCGGAAUCCAGGCUCCGCCGCCGCAUCACAUGGUGUACAAUUACAAAUCAGAUCUUGGUUUUGGUGGUACUCGUCCUGUUGUGGACUUACAUCCGUCAAAAGAGAGCGUAGAUGCAGCCAUAGGAGAUGUAUUGACGAGGCCAUGGCUCCCACUGCCGUUGGGAUUGAAGCCACCGGCUGUUGACGGCGUCAUGACGGAGCUUCAACGUCACGGUAUUUCCGAGGUUCCUCCGGCUGCGUCGUGUGCCUGA
Molecule: messenger RNA, 708 nt
Organism: Eruca vesicaria subsp. sativa (arugula)
Lineage: Eukaryota; Viridiplantae; Streptophyta; Magnoliopsida; Brassicales; Brassicaceae
Source: the annotation of a GenBank genome assembly